Dissoconium aciculare CBS 342.82 is the source of this 1149-nucleotide messenger RNA. RefSeq lists its product as uncharacterized. The record is from RefSeq and is a predicted model, not a curated record. The transcript has 4 exons. Lineage: Eukaryota; Fungi; Ascomycota; Dothideomycetes; Mycosphaerellales; Dissoconiaceae. Bases 1 to 1110 code for a protein of 369 amino acids.
AUGCCUUCAGUAUCGCGAGCAGCACGAACCGAGGGAUCGACGACGUUCGUACCCGAUCGAUAUUUCGAGGCAUGGAGGGCAGGAACUAUAUCUGCGCCCGAUGGUAACCACUUCCAAGCGUGUAUUGCCUACACCUUCGGUCUUGCGCCUCAAGAUGGUUACAUCUACCGAGCUGCUGCUGAAGUGACUCUGUCGCAAGCACAAAGCUACCUGGAAGUAGGCGCGCAGAAGGGCUUUCACGCCUGGUAUCGAGAUGCUGAGCUUGAAAAGAAAUCACUGCCAACCGCGGCGGACAUCGAAGCAUACACGGCAAUUUUCCGUCCCUCCACAAGUACGAGCCGUCUGCUUAUGGGCUUCGCUUCCAACGCGAAGAAGGGCUCCGUGAGGGCGGCCGUUGCACAGCAUCUCGGCGCUCUCUUCCAUCCCUUUGGCCAGACCCCAGGACGAUAUGCCGAUCUCACAAUCGCAAGGAACAAAGCUCACGUGAAUCCAUAUUUUGACUUCUGGGCCUGGUCGAAUCAGGUGCUCGGGUGGUCAGGCCCCGAGCCACACACGGCGAACGUGAAGUUCAGCCAUGCGAUUCUCCCCGUCUUGUAUCACCAUUUCGGAUGCGCAGUUCCGUCGUAUGAGGCUUUGUCUACCAUUGACCAGAUCGCCUCCGACCGGAGGAUCCUAGAUAUAGGAAGCGGCAACGGGUACUGGACUUACAUGCUACGCCAUAUCAGACCCACAACCGCCAAGCAACAGCUGGAGGUGGUCGCCAUCGACAACGGAGUCAGCGAAUGGAGGACGAUGUGGAUCGACGACACUGUCGAGGCUGACGGUCCGCAGUGGUUGGCGACGAAUGAUGGCGGGAAGAAUGCUGUCAUGCUCUUGAUAUAUCCUUCUGUCGGGCAUGACUUCACGGCGAAAACCAUCCUCGCAUAUAAGGGCAGGACCGUUAUUUGUGCUGGCUCACAGAACUCAAAUGGCUUCACGGCGUUCGCCUCGGUGACCAUUGCGGAAUGGUUCGAGCAAGAGAUGCCCGGCUGGGAGAAAGUGGCUCAAGUUCCAUUGCCAAGUUUCGCUGGUAAAGACGAAGCGCUCUUCGUUUUCGAAAAAGUGGAAUAGGGCAUCAUGGCUUGGGUCCGGGCCCCUUUUCAAGCUCCG